Messenger RNA from Guyanagaster necrorhizus, 959 nucleotides. RefSeq lists its product as uncharacterized. The transcript has 2 exons. Bases 16 to 732 code for a protein of 238 amino acids. The record is from RefSeq and is a predicted model, not a curated record. Lineage: Eukaryota; Fungi; Basidiomycota; Agaricomycetes; Agaricales; Physalacriaceae.
GUGGAAUCUUUGGGAAUGGAUUAUCUGAGACUACGCGAGCUCAGUAUUGCGGAGGAGUUAGGCAUGUCAAGCUUCACUAUUCCAAAGCGGCUUCUCAAAGGCAAGAAACGGUCAAGAGGGCCGUUGUCUACUGCGUACGUCCUUUUUUGCCUCGACAUUUAUGUACUGACUUUCUUCAACAGCCCCGCCCUAUCAACCACCACCAUCUUUCGUUCCUCUCACCGUGGGCAAAAGUCAACAACCAGAUCGGAUUGCUCAAAGCCCUUCUAUCAAAGUCGUAUCACAGCUAUGUCAGCCCCACCACCUCCACCACCUCCAACUCUCAACUCGUACCCCCUUCUUACAGACUCCUCAGGUGCUCGAAUACCCAUACCUGUGCCGUCGCCGCCGCCCCCCAAUAUUCCACCGCCAGAUACCCCGAUACCAGACGAAGCACCAACAGCGGCCCAGAUGAAGAUAGGGCCUCUAGGGCAGAUCAUCAAAACUGGAGGGGGGACAGCCGCGAAGAAGAAAAAGCCUGCUGGUUCUGCGGCUCUAUCAGGUAAUACAGCUACAACUGUGGUGGGAGCCGCAGGGAGUACACCAGGAGGAGAGGCUGCUGCGCUAAAGAAGAAGGGAGCUACAGGUGUGGGUACAGGGAACGGGCGCAAGAAGAAGUUACUGGAAGCUGCACAGGUGCAAGCACAGGCACAGGUUCAGAUGUUCCCUGGGAUGAUUGUAGUGCAAGGAUGAACGUUGCAUGUCGUUAAUACAGUGUGCUAGUUUAGAAUAAGCCAACAAGGUGUUCAUAGCAUGGAAGAGUGAAACAAGGGAUCUCACUGUAACAUAAAAGUAUGUCAAUGAUGACUCUUGUCACGUCGCGCCCGAGUCGAACCACGAAGGAGUGAAACCUCUUCAAUGCCCUGAUCAUCAGUCUCCCCAGCCUGUCGCUUACGUUUGUGACUCUUCUGCUGCUUCCC